AUGCCGAAAGCUCUGCCGCCACCCGCAGGCUCGCUGAGCAGCAUCAACCGCCGCGGCGGACAUGCGACAAUCUGCGAGCCCACACCGAUCGACAACGACCCAGUCCCAUGUGACAAUCCCAUCCUCUCCGACGAUCGCCAAGCAUCUCACACUUCUUCGGUCGCAACAAGCGUGCUACUGCAACCAUUCCCGUCGACUGCUUCCCUCUUCAAUGUCGCACCCACUAUCAAGAGCGAAAGUAUCUGCGAUCUUAUCAUGGUCGUGAUCGAGCGAAUGUCCGAAUACACUUGGACCGAUUCCAAAGACGGCACAAUCUGGCCCCUGUGGGUUGGUUUCGAGCUACAACUGUGCAAGUCCGGCUCCACGCCCGAUCUCGAGCCUCCCUUCAUCGAUCUCGCCCAUACUCCCCAACCCGAAGAGAACCAUGUCGCCAAGACACCCAAGCAGUCGCCAAACAAGAAGCCACCAACCACUCCGGCUGGCAAGUCUCCAGCUGCCAAGGGCACAACUCGCACUCGCAAGACCUCACCUCUUGCGCCUGUACCCGAAUGGCUCGCCAAGCUAUGCUCCAAAGACGAGUCCGGGCAAGACUUUGCGCCUAUUGGUGACCGACGUGGAGCUCGCUAUGACUUCGCCGGCCUUGAGCAAAUCGUCCGAGCCCUCAAGACGUGGUGUAUUCAGAACAACGCUCGCCUUCCAGCCGUCGAAGCUCUCCCUGUCACCAUAGGCAUGCUGUACGAGGCACAAGUCGACUCAGUCAAGCACGAACUUAAUGAGGCCAAGCGAACCGCCAACGUCGCAGAGAGCACGUACAGAGAUGCUGUGCGUCGCAAGGCUCGUACCGCAAAUGCAUAUUUGAAUGCUUGGGAGGCGGCCAAGAUCGAUGUUCAAGACCAGCAAGCCGAGUUGGCGAAGGUGAAGGAGCAUGUCCAAAAUGCCAACGAGACUCUACCUCAGAAACGUGUGCACAAGACUCGAUCGCCCAACAAGGUCUCGCCAAAGAAAGGUGCUACACCUAAGAGAGUCGCCAAGCUGAAGAAGAUUGUCAAGAAGAAGGCGGUGGAUUUCGAGAUCUACGAAGACGGAUCAUGA
Messenger RNA from Cyphellophora attinorum, 1092 nucleotides. RefSeq lists its product as uncharacterized. The transcript has 2 exons. Bases 1 to 1092 code for a protein of 363 amino acids. Lineage: Eukaryota; Fungi; Ascomycota; Eurotiomycetes; Chaetothyriales; Cyphellophoraceae. The record is from RefSeq and is a predicted model, not a curated record.